Molecule: messenger RNA, 1158 nt
Organism: Carlito syrichta (Philippine tarsier)
Lineage: Eukaryota; Metazoa; Chordata; Mammalia; Primates; Tarsiidae
Gene: SPINT2
Product: serine peptidase inhibitor, Kunitz type 2
Exons: 7
Molecular function (GO): serine-type endopeptidase inhibitor activity
Source: RefSeq, a predicted model, not a curated record
GCUUCUUUGCCUGGCGCGUAGAGGGUAUCUGGUGCCCUGGCUUACGAAAAGCACCAAGUUGCUACCAUUAUACUGCGGGCCACUCUGCCUCAUCCUCUGACCGGUGCCUGGCCUCACAGGUGGUGGGCGCGUGCCGGGCCUCCAUCCCUCGGUGGUGGUACAACGUCACGGAUGGGUCCUGCCAGCAGUUUGUGUACGGAGGCUGUGGAGGGAAUGACAACAAUUACCAGAGCAAGGAGGAGUGUCUUGAGAAAUGUGCUGGUGUCACAGAGAAUGCCAUUGACGAUCUGACCCCCAGCAGGAAUGGAGCAGAGUCCUCUGUCCCAAGUGCUCCCAGAAGGCAGGAUUCUGAUGACCUCUCUGGCGAUGCUUUCAACUUUGGAGAAUACUGUGCUGCCGAGGCCGUCACUGGGCCCUGCCGCGCCGCCUUCCCACGCUGGUACUUUGAUGCCGAGAAGAACUCCUGUGACACCUUCGUCUACGGGGGGUGCCGGGGCAACAAGAACAGCUAUCUCUCCAAGGAGGCAUGCUUGCGCCGCUGCUUUGGCAAGCAGAGGUAUCCUGCCCUGCCCCUUGGCUCCAAAGUGGUGCUCGGGGCGGGGCUGUUCGUGAUGUUCCUGGUCCUCUACGUGGGCAUCUCUGUGGUCUACCUGAUCUGCAUGGCACGGAGGAGCCGGGAGCGUGCCCUUCACACCGUCUGGAGCUCUGGGGACGACAAGGAGCAGCUGGUGAAGAACUCCUACGUCCUGUGAAGGCCCGUCGCCAAGAGGACUGGGGAGGAGGAUGUGUGUGCUUUUUUAAAACAGAGUGAUGGAUUUGUAUUUGUGGGGUCCUUGGGGCUUUGAUCUUAGACGGCAGGGGGCUGCUUCCUGAGUUCAUGGAGGGGGUUUGCUUUGGAAAUCCUUGCUCACGUUGCCAGGGGUCUGGCAUCAGCGUGGAGUUGUCUCCUUGAUAGAUUUCUUUCCUCCAGCUACAGUUUUCUUUGCUUAUGUUGAAUUCCAUUGCCUCCUUUCUCGUCACAAAAUGAUAAAAUAGUUUCUUUUGUUUGAUUUAUGUUUUUUUAAGUAAGCAUAAACAAGUUUUUUUUUUAUUAGGCUUCUGUAAGGAAGAAAGCAAAACAUACAAGUUUAAUAAAGGGGCCUUCCCUUAUAAAGUAAA